Messenger RNA from Vavraia culicis subsp. floridensis, 1996 nucleotides. RefSeq lists its product as uncharacterized. NCBI's taxonomy places the organism in Eukaryota, Fungi, Microsporidia, Pleistophoridae. Gene Ontology annotation, molecular function: protein binding. The record is from RefSeq and is a predicted model, not a curated record. The transcript has a single exon. The coding region runs from base 892 to 1920 and encodes 342 amino acids.
UUUUCUUGGCGCGUUGUAUUUUACUAUGCAUCCAUUUAUGUUAAGUUUCCCAAUUAUGCAUAAAUGGUAGAAAAUGUGAAAAUAAGAAAUAUGGGUCUCGCAGCACCAACCCACGCAUAAACCACGAAUAUUUAAAUUGCUGUGCACUUUAUGCGAUGCGGUGAUCCAUACGGCAUAGUUAGUAUGUUAUGCCGUGGUAUUGCCCGUGCUGUGCUGCCGUAAUGUAGGAAUGCAGCGUAGUUGAUCGUUUAAGGUGAGAAAUGUGCCUUAAAUGGCAGUGAAGAAGAGCGAACCACCAUUUCUAUGCAGUGGUGAUAUUUCACAAAAUUAGAAUAAUAUUUCCUUUAUGGACAGGAAGCAUAAUUUAGUAUUUUACGUUCAGGAUAGCAUCACCAUAUUACCAUGCAUGGUACGGUGUUGUGCUGAUCUACACCAAUCACACGCUCUUUUAUGGCCUGCCAGUGUGCCCUACGUACCAAUAUGAACAGCAUUGCUAAUUGCACAUAAAUAGAGGUGUGCAGCGAAAUGAUUAGCAAUAUUGUUUGUUUAUUGCAUAAACAAAUAAGAUAUUACAUAAUAAGACUCUUCUAGAUUUGGAGAUGCCUAUUUAAAGGAUACCUUUGCAUUUACUGAUCGUGGUGCGUACACGUGAGAGAAGAGCUGUCACGAAAUAAUACUGAGCAUGAACAGAACGAUCUGUAGUUGCUAUGUAUAACAUGAAGAACAGUAAGGCACGAACAAAUUGCUGCACAACAAAAUAUAAAGAGCAUGUUCAUGCAUUAAUGGUAAGAAUAUGAACCAUAAGAACGCAUUAGCACUUAGCGUCUUUCAUCACCGUUAACUCGUCCUCAUCAUUUUUAUUUUCGCAUAAAAAAUACGCCCACCCCAAAAAUGCCUAAACUAACCAAAAUAUUCCCCAAUUUAUCAAAAGCACGUGCUCUGCUGAAUCAGCAUGCAUAUGACCAGGCAAUAGAACUUUAUUCGGAGAUAUUGCUCAAGGAAGGUGGAGAUGAAGAACGGGAUGGUGCGGAUGAGAAGAAUGAUGUGGAGGAGAAGAAUGAUGUGGAGGAGAAGAAUGAUGUGGAGGAGAAGAAUGAUGUGGAGGAGAAGAAUGACGUAGAGGAGAAGAAUGAUGUGGAGGAGAAGAAUGAUGUGGAGGAGAAGAAUGAUGUGGAGAAGAAGAAUGAUGUGGAGGAGAAAAAUGAUGUGGAGGAGAAAAAUGGUACAAAGAGCGAAGGAAUAAAGAAAGAAAAUAAAACAGCAGAACAACAAUCAAUGCAUAAACGCAUAAGCGAGAAUAAAGAAAGUGCAGAGCAAGCAGGUAAAAUAGGGUACAAAGCGUACAUUUACAUAGAAUACGCACAUUGCUUGAUAAAAAAUGUGAGCAAUUAUUUUCAGACCCUGCUGCACUGCCUUAACACGCACCAGCCAUCAAUUUUACAGAAGAAAGAGAUUUACGAGGAAGACCUUGAAAUAGCGUGGAACGUGCUUGAACAGGCCCGUCUUUACUUCAAAAUGAAGAACGAUACGCAUCAACUGAAGAAGGUUUAUUUUCUGCAGGGAGAGAUUUAUCUGCUGAACGAUCAGUACGCUGAUGCGAUCAAGGAGUUCAACAACUGCCUGCUCGUGAACGACGAGCAGUUCGUGAACGAUGGCACGGUGUACAAACGGAUCGGAGAUAGUUACUUUUUCCUUGGCGAUAAGGAAAUGGCAACCACCUUCUACGAGAAAGGGAUGGUCUACUACAACGGGGUAGGGAAUGCCAAGAAGAGUAGGGAAGUUGAAGUUUUGUUGAUGAGUGCUAGGGAGAAGGAGGAGAUGGGCUUUAGAGAUGACGGGGAACAAAAAGAGAGCAAGGAGGUCGAGAAUGAAAAAGUGGUUGUUGAUGUCACCCAUCUGAUAAGGAAGAAGAAGUUGUGAUAGGUGGUAAAUAAAUUAUGUUAGGGGCUUGUGUUGAAGGGAGGUGCUGUAAUGCUAUUAAAUUGGUAGAACCGUA